Arthroderma uncinatum is the source of this 2064-nucleotide messenger RNA. Its product is annotated as NIF domain-containing protein. Bases 1 to 2064 code for a protein of 687 amino acids. Lineage: Eukaryota; Fungi; Ascomycota; Eurotiomycetes; Onygenales; Arthrodermataceae. The record is from RefSeq and is a predicted model, not a curated record. The transcript is spliced from 4 exons. Gene Ontology annotation, molecular function: DNA-binding transcription factor activity; sequence-specific DNA binding; protein serine/threonine phosphatase activity. Gene Ontology annotation, biological process: regulation of DNA-templated transcription.
AUGUCUGCUGAGUCGCGGCCGAUCGAUCCUGCAGCCUUUGCAGAGGCCCUACAAGACCUCCCGCUCUCAUCAGUCUUUGCUAAGAUCGCAGAGGUAGAGAACUCGACCGCACACCUGGAGCGCUCCAACCUCGAGCUACGGAGGUUUAUCCAAGAAUCGCCUGACGGAGAGACAGAAUGUGAAGAGGCUGUGGCUGAGAAUGAAGUCGUGAUCGGGCGCAUGCGCGAGAGGGUUCGCCUCGUGAAGCUGGAGCUGGAAAGGAGAGGCGAGAAGUGGCCGGAGCCUGCGAGUAAUCUCGAGGACGAAGAGGCUGAAACGGCUGGACGUGAACGCUCCUCUGCGGACGGUCAGGGCCUCUCGCAUGAUGGUCCUCCAGCGAGCUCGCAAGCCAACGAAGGAUCCAACGGCGUGAUGGGCAGCCCUGGUCGUUUCGAGGGGCAGGACGACGGACCUGAGGAGGGCCGCGAGGAUCGGAACGCCGACUUUCUUGUUGACCUCAACCCCAAGCAAGAGAAGCCCCUCUCCUCUCCCCAAUCCCUCACGACCGGCCAUCCUCCCUCGCCCUGCGCCGCCGCCGACUGGCGCCCUGGACUGACGACGAUGAACUCUUUGAAUAUCCUUUCUUCGAGAGUCAUCGGCCAGGCCACUGCGAACAAUUCGCCGCGAGCCCGCUCUCGUUCGCAGGACGGCAUCGCGAACCCCAGAGGUGACCUGGCGGCCAGCCGAUCCUACAGCGAAGGGAAUAUAAACCAGACAAAGCAGCUUGACGGCGCACUCGACGAAGACGAGGAGCAAGAUGCCUUUUCCCGCUUGACGGAAGACGCUGACCAGAAACCUGCCCUCGCGCAGGAGCUGCAGAGGUCGGGCUCGGCUGGGAUGAUACUCCCUAUUACACAACAAUUCUUCGACGCCCUUAUCGAAACGCUAAAGACUAUACUAUCCAUCUUCUCCUCUCCUGCUGUUUAUGUGAGCCGCCGAUUUCGCGGCAGUGACGGCCAAUUUUCGAUUCUAGAACCACUACGGUCGUUGCGUCAAGCUGGUAGGAAGAAUAACUCUCCGAAUACAGACCAGGGGAGAAAUUCUCGUGGGUUGGACAAGGGUUCGAAAACCCGCUAUAGGGGUCCUCAAAAAAUGCAGAACUCGCUGUCAUCUGAGUCCAUCUACUCAAAUACGUCAGAGUCCGAGACUGAUCGGUCCCUUUCGGGUGAACCUGAUGUGCGCAACCGCCAUUCAAGAAGGAAGUCUAGUUUGGCCACGACGGAUAACGACGAAGGAACGCCUAGGCGCUCUAUUAGGAUUAAGAUACAGAAUGAAAGUAAGCAGAACCGCGAGCAAAGGCAACAGACAAGGUCCAAAUCCUCCCGUCGCAAUGAUAUGGAUAGCAGCCCUGUGGCCGAUAGCCUGAAAUCGCCCGUGUCUCCCGCUGUCCGGAAACUCACAAGAUACCCCCAUGCGCCUACUCCUCCUAGACCGUUAAUCCCCCGCCGCCAGCCAUCUUAUCUAUUCGGUGCUCCCCCGUCUCGGUCUCCUCAAAAGACCCUGAUCCUCGAUCUUGACGAAACCCUAAUCCACUCUCUGUCAAAGGGCGGGCGCAUGUCGAGCGGACAUAUGGUCGAGGUUAAGCUCUCCGUACCAAUGGCCACUUCAGCCGGGCCCGGAGCGUCGCCUACCAUACUUGGCCCGCAGCAUCCUAUUCUAUACUAUGUUCACAAACGCCCUCACUGUGACGCUUUCCUACGCAAAGUCUGUCAAUGGUAUAAACUAGUGGUUUUCACUGCCAGUGUUCAAGAAUAUGCUGAUCCAGUCAUUGACUGGCUAGAGCAGGAGCGCAAAUAUUUCCACAGUAGAUACUAUCGCCAGCAUUGCACUAUAAGGAACGGUGCCUAUAUCAAGGAUCUUAGCUCGGUCGAGCCAGAUCUAAAUAAUGCAAUUCCUAUUGAAGGCUGGAUCAAUGACCCUACCGAUAACGAUCUUCUCCACCUCAUCCCUAUCCUGGAGGCGAUGCAGCACGUAACGGACGUUCGGGCACUGCUGGCACUUCGACGAGGCGAGGCGGGAAGUUAG